GCGGACGCACAGAGUGAUCUGCUGUGAAUCAUGGCCGGUUUGGCGGUGACCACAGCUCUCUUGGCCUUUCUGUUCUCCGCGCAGUUCUCCCCGACACGGUCAGAACGCUUGAGUCUGGACCCGCUGGACGCACUGGACUCUGUGGAACUAAGAAUGAGCAACUCAAUCCCAACCCACGCUUUCGCGUCUUUCGUGGGGUCUUCUCGAAAAAUCAGCGUCGUCUACUUCUUUAAGAGAGACUUGAGCCAUCUGGGGACUGCCCUCAGACAUUUCGACGCAGCCAAGAGGGAAAAGAAGUUAAAACAGACCGCUCAGUUUGCAAAGGUGAAUUGUACUAAAGAUCCGGCUAUUCCUUACUGUAGCGUCGACAAAUCGCAUCAUUAUGUUUACAUUGUGAGCCAGGGUAUGGUGAAAGAUGCGGUACCGAUCAUCGAGAUCACCGAAGCAGACGCUCUGGUUUACAGGAUUUUUCAGGUACAAUUAGGCAAAUCCCUGAAGAGGAUUAAAACGGAGAAGAAACUUGUGGACCUACAGAGGCGCAGUGCUGGGCACAAGGACAUCAUUGUCAGUUACCAGAUGGACGGCAAGCCAUUCGAGCACAGAAUAUUCCUGGAGUUUGCAAUGGAUCACCAGAAACAAUACUUGUUCAUCGUAACAACGAAAGUAAAACUCUCGCGUGUUCUCAGCGGUGGCAAACCAGCGAGUAUGCCGACAGCCUGGUAUCUGCACUGCGCGGAGGAAAAAGAAGGCAGCGAAACGUGUCGUAACACUGCCUAUCGCGGUCUCCUGCGGUCCUAUGGACUCUCAAACUUUAUGAGGGCAAUCAAACUGCCCACCGUGAUUACAUUUUCAGACGAACAACUGACCACCUGCAGGACGCUGGGUCUACAUGUUAUAUACGUCUUCACAAACACGGGAAAGAAGUCUGACGCAGCCGAAGUGGCUGCAAGUUUAGGGAAGGCUUUUCGGGGUACUUCUGGUGUGAUGCUUACAAACCUCGACAAGAUCUCCAAGUCGAGUUUACAAUCACUUGGUGUGAACCUGACGAGGGAAGUUGAGCUGCCAGCGGUUGCCAUUCAAGCUAAUGGACAUGGAGAUCUGCAUUUCAUGAGUGGGUUUGUACCCGAGAACCUGCUGGAGUAUCUACAAACGUAUGUGACGUACUACGAAGCCUUACAGGUUCAUAAAAUACAGCAAAGCAAGCUGCGAAGGACAGAUAAGGAUGGCCAAGGAGACGUUGUGGCCAUUGCUGUAAACCAGGAUAAGGUGAACACGAUUGAAUUGAAGCACAUCUCCACCCUAACGGACAAAACAUUUGCAACAUUAGUGGAAGAGGAACGCUUUGUGGUGGUCAUGUUCCAUUUGACAUGGGAUGUACGAUCCAAGGCGUUCAUGCACAGCUACUCGGAGGCGUCCGUGAUACUGGCAGACGAUGUCCACUGUAAUGUAACCUUGGCACAAGUCCUGUGUGACGACUGGACUGACGUCUGCAGACUGAACGACAUCGCGUCGUACCCGACAGUCAGGGUCUUCGCUGGAGGGGCCUUUCUGAAGGAUUACAGGAGGAUGCUAGACACUGCUGAGUUCGUCCAUUUCGUGAAGUUACUCCAAAUAGAAGCGCCGAUAGAGAUAAAGUCUGCAGAUGACGCGGCAGGUUUCCACACAGGAACGUCACCCGAACUGCUGAAAGAUUCCCCUCAUACCUCAGUAGUGGGGGGCUUCACAUCCCGGGAUCAGGAAGAAUUCCGGAUAUUCGAACAGGCUGCUCGUUACCUUCAUGGAUACUUUGCCCUUGGCGCUGUGACGGAUGAAAAUGUGGCUGCUAAAGUAUGCUCCCAGUUUGACGCCGCGGUUCCGUGUGUUGUGGUUGUGAAGAGAAACGACGAGCAUCAACAACACAAGGUUUUUCAAGAAGACGCUAUGGACGCGGAAAUUCUUAUCAACUUCAUUCAAGUCGCCAGUCUUCCGGUUUUCCCGAAGUUGACGGUGCGGAACUUCCCUGCCCUGUCCCGGAUGAGUAAGCCGUUUGUGAUUUUAUUCGGCGGCUCUGCCAGUGAUCUGAGGGCGGUGGGGAAAAUUGCAGCUUUGGAGCAAAUCAACGCAGUUUUUUCGUGGAUGGACUUAAAUGACCCGGACAGGUUUGCAGUGGAACUUCUGGAUUUGUACGCAGCUUCUACGGAUAUACCUGUUUUAGUCAUGGUGGACCAUGCAACGGGAAACAUCUGUCUCUACCCUCACAGCGGUAACUUUGGCAUGGAAGAAAUAAAGGCUUGGGUUGAAGAGUGUAAAGGCGGCAAUGCUGUGAAGACUAGCAAACUGCUGGAAGAGAAGUGGAAACCGGUGUCGCCUGCGCUAGACUUCCUCCGCCGCCUCGAUGCAGUAGGAGACAGCGCCAAACAACUGGAGCAUCCACGGGCUCCAUCAGAUGAGUAUGAGGAGGACGAACGAGAGAUCCUCGCUUAUCGUACCCGUAUUGCUCAACAGGAAAGGGAUGACGAUAAGCAGAAAAAGAAGGAAGUGAAGCAGAAAAAAGAGGGGAAAGAACAGAAAGGUCAUCAUGAAAAAGAGGGAAAUGUAGCUGAGAAACAGGGAAAAGAUGAAGUAAAAGAGAAAAAGAAGAAAGAGAAACAGAAAAAGAAGGAAGUGAAGCAGAAAAAAGAGGGAAAGGUACAGAAAGAUCAUAAUGAGAAGGAGGGAAAUGAUGCUGAAAAACAGGGAAAAGAUGAAGUGAAAGAUAAACAGAAGAAAGAGAAACAUACUAACAUAGAGGAUGAGACUAAUGAGAUGCCACGAGACGAACUGUGACACCUGUAUCGUAUUGCGACGUACACAACGUUUCAGUGAAUCCCUUUAACUUAAAAUCAUAACCUUUUGGAAACAUAUAUCUAAUAGUUGUCAGAUAUCUAAAAACGACGACAAAUGAUUUUUAAGAGGAAGAGGCCAUAGCUGCCUUAAUUUGACUCGGGGCGUCGCCCCAGACUUUUAAGCCCUUUGGAUGUUUUUGCACGACUCUCUAUGUGCGUUUCUUAACACUGUCAUAAAUUGAAGGGUUUCCAUAGUUUUCAUAGACUUAUCGAUAACAAAUAUUCCUGUGCCUACAAAAUAAGAUCAUUCUAUGCAGGCCAUUUACUUUUAAAAGGGCAGAAUAAACUUUAAAUUCAAUACAAACCAAUUCAAAAUAUGUUAAAAUGUGGUUGUUAUAAAGAACAAUAAAGACACAACGAGACGAUGUGGCUGGAUCCGACGUUUGUGAUCUAUUAUGUCGUUAUUUAUCAAACUCGCUAUAUCUUUCCCCGGAAAGUGAUAAAGACAGUAAGACAUAAGAACACUUAGAUUGAAGAAUUAUGUCACUAGGUAGGUUGCUUCUAUGAUGUCACCAGGUACUACCGUAGAACACGUGACUUAGUGAGACGAUGAACGUGAUUCAAAAGUUACAGAAUUUUUUGAGUCCCCGUCACUCCACUCCAGGGUCGGCUGUAACGCCCUGAUUCAUAAUAGCUUCGUAUUAGUCGGGUAUUGACUAUCUAAGCAAAAUUACAACAGAAUGUCAUGAAACUC
Branchiostoma floridae (Florida lancelet) is the source of this 3558-nucleotide messenger RNA. Its product is annotated as thioredoxin domain-containing protein 16-like. Bases 31 to 2805 code for a protein of 924 amino acids. The transcript has 20 exons. The record is from RefSeq and is a predicted model, not a curated record. Lineage: Eukaryota; Metazoa; Chordata; Leptocardii; Amphioxiformes; Branchiostomatidae.